CACCCACCCACCCACAAGCUUCACGCUUCACUGGUGUUCGCAGAGAGCGCUAAACUGAGCUGCACUGCUCUCUGUCCAAAGCAACAGGACUGUAGCCUCUAUGAAAGGGUACAGGGGCACUUUCAACAGCGCAGCAGCUGCGGCACUUCAUCAAAGGAGAAGCAUUUCUCAGACAACAGGAGGAAGCUUUUAUUGUUCACGUUCUUCUUCACAGCUCCGGUUUCAUGGGAAAAUAUAUAUAUACCGUAUAUUUAUUUAUUUAAAAUUAAGUUUUCUGCAAAGUGACAUUAUGCCGGCUUUUCAUUUCUUUGGGUUUCCAGAGCUCACGAAAUUGACAGCCCACUCUUGCUUUGGAUUCGGUAUUUGACCUGCAACUUUUAAAAUUAAUCCAAUACUCAAAUCAAAACCCAAUAAACGCGAUCAUGGCAUUGGACAGUGCGCCGGUCAUAACCCGGCAGGUGCUUGUUUGGGUUGUGAUAGCUCAUCAUUUCAUUUCUGUCACUGCUUGUGACGAAGCCUUCUACAGCCACGCCAUAGAGGAGUACUGUCUGAGCAAGUUUAAAUUUGAUAUGGACGCUCUUGGGCAGCGCUACUGGUGUGAAUGGAAGGACACAGUUGGGUCCUACGGUGAGCUCACCAACUGCACGUUUCUGAUAGCUGAGAAGCUGGAGUGCUACUGGCCCAACCGGCUGGUGGAUGAGUUCUUCAUCGGCAUCCACAAGCUCUACUUCAGAAACUGCUCACUGUCCGGCCGCUCCCUCAGCGAUCCCCCCAACAGCGUCCUGGGUCCUUUCAUUGUGGUGCCCAUCCUGGUCACGCUGCUCGUGACGGCUCUGGUGGUGUGGCGCAGCAAACACAGCGAAGGGAUCAUAUAAGCAGCCUGCCCCGCCCCGCCCCGCCCAUCCACCUACCCAAUGACCCGCCAACCCACCAACUUCACAACUACCAGUACAGACACCAGAUUGAAUGGCUUGACAAGACCGUGACCCACAGAAGACACCUCCAGCUAGGGAGGAGAGAAGCGGGGGCAACCAUUUCUUAACCAAAUGGCACCCACCCUACCCUACCCUACCAGCAGCAGCAGCAGACUCAUCGACAGUGCCAUCCUAAAUUUGGGUGCAAAGGUUGCAAAGAUUAAAAAAUAUAUAUAUAUUGA
This is a messenger RNA of Polyodon spathula (Mississippi paddlefish), 1156 nucleotides long. RefSeq names its product receptor activity-modifying protein 1-like. The record is from RefSeq and is a predicted model, not a curated record. Gene Ontology annotation, cellular component: signaling receptor complex; cell surface; membrane. The coding region runs from base 423 to 875 and encodes 150 amino acids. Gene Ontology annotation, biological process: cellular response to hormone stimulus; regulation of G protein-coupled receptor signaling pathway; intracellular protein transport. Gene Ontology annotation, molecular function: coreceptor activity. NCBI's taxonomy places the organism in Eukaryota, Metazoa, Chordata, Actinopteri, Acipenseriformes, Polyodontidae. The transcript is spliced from 3 exons.